This is a messenger RNA of Nasonia vitripennis (jewel wasp), 3446 nucleotides long. Its product is annotated as ankyrin-3. NCBI's taxonomy places the organism in Eukaryota, Metazoa, Arthropoda, Insecta, Hymenoptera, Pteromalidae. Gene Ontology annotation, molecular function: protein binding. The transcript has 3 exons. The record is from RefSeq and is a predicted model, not a curated record. Bases 362 to 3250 code for a protein of 962 amino acids.
GUAUCAAACUGCGUAGUCUCUUUUGGUCAGCUGUUAUUAUCACGAACGAAUAUUGGUCUUGGCGCGUAUAUAUGUUUCAUCGUCACUAUAAUAACUAAUAUUAAAAUAAACAAAGUAAAUCGAAUCAAUUGAUGUAGUUUCGGACAAUACUUUUGAUAGAAUUUUAGUUAUGUUGUGUUGUGACAUAUGACGUAUAAUAUAAAAUCGAACGUCAAAAUGUUGAAUUUGAUCUAGUUGAUCUAUAUAAUGAACUUACUGCCAAACUAAACAAGAAAAACUAUGAGAUAUAAGAAAUCAUGAAUAAGGGCUGAUGCUGAGGUUCUUCAUACCCUAUAAUCAGUAAUAUAUAAUCAAAAUUACAAUGGUGCGCCGUGCUACAUGCUACGAAGCAUUGUCCUUGGCAAUAAGACAAAAUUCAGUAAAAUAUACAAAAUAUAUUUUAAGGCGAUCAAAUGGAUUGGUUAUUCACAACAACUGGACAGAUUAUCUGCUUCUGAUUAAGACUCUUCAGCGUGGUCAUAGAAAAAUUGUAAAACUUCUGCUAAAGGAAAACUGCAGAGUCAAUAAAAUAGAAAAUACCAAUUUUUUCCAUACUCCGCUUUAUUAUGCUACUAGAUUAGGAGAUGUUGAUCUAGUGAGAAUGUUGUUGAGCAAAGGUGCCUUGAUUAAUGGCAGAGAUUUUAACAAGGAUACAUCACUUUGUUUAGCCUUAAAAAUGAAGUAUUAUAAAAUUGUUGAUAUUAUGCUUUCACAUUAUUUAAAUCAAGUUUUAGAGAUAUAUGUAUCUAGUCAAAAUAGUGAUGAUACCAUUGCCUUCAGUGCAGCUUGUUUGAGAAAUAAAGAAAGAGUUGUUGAGGAGUUUAUAAGAAGAGGAAUGACAGUCAAUAUCCAUCUAGAUUCGAGUUUACAUAAUGCUUUUAAUUGCACUCCACUGCACAUUGCCGUGAAACACCAAAAUUUGGAAGUGAUUCAUGUACUUUUGAAAAAUGGCGCCAACUUUACUGCUAAGAAUGGUUUAGGGCAAACACCAUUACAUUUAGCAUAUUAUAUGAGAGAAAAGUGUUAUCCUUACAAAGAUUGUUGCAAAAUUAUAGAUAUUCUCUUGGCUGCUUUUGAGUCAAGGGCUACUCCAAAUCCUCUUACAGAGGAUAAUCUAGGAUUAUCCAGUUUUCACAUAGCAUGCACAAGAGAUCAGAUAGAUAUAAUCAAGUAUUUCUUGCAUCAAGGAGUAGAUGUUAAUAAAUCUGUUUAUUUUGAUUCUCCUACUUGUGCUGGAUAUACACCGUUACAUUUUGCAAUAGAAAACAGACAUAAAAAUGUUGUUGAAUUACUCUUGGAACAUGGAGCUAGUACAAUCAUGAAAAAUAUGAGUGGACAGACACCGUUUCAUCUAGCUUUUAGUUUCUUUUAUUCAGAUCAUGACUUUUUAGAUUCUAUCUUGAAUAAAUAUGUUCCAAAAAAUGUGAAUCCUAUCAAUAACUUUGGAUUGUCACAUUUGCACAUUGCGUGUACUACUCGAAACACCAAUGCAAUAGAAUCUUUUCUUGAAAAUCAUGCUGAUGCUAUUAAUAAAAGAGUAAAUUUUGAUGCGUCCAAGUGUCCUGGAUAUACUCCUUUGCACUUUGCAGUUGACUUCAAUAGAAAAGAAGCUGUUGAAAUUCUUUUACAACAUAAUGUUGAUAUUAAUUUAAAAGAUAAAAAUGGUUUCACACCCCUGCAUUUGGCUUGUCAACAAAACGCUAAGAAAAUUCAUACAAUACUCAGAAAUUCACUUAGUCCUAUUAUGUUCGAAAUUAUAAAUUCAGAUCAUUCACUCUUUUUCUUUAAAGAAUCACCCACAAUAAGUACAAAACAUAAAGUCAUAGAUCUAGAUUUGAUAGCCAAGCAGACAAUGCAAGUGGAAAUUGUUGAUUUACUGCUGAGGCACAAGAGUGACCUUGACUCACAAGAUGAGUUUGGAAAAACGCCCUUGUUUUAUGCUUGUGAUAUUGACCAUAAGACAUUUGAGUGUGCGUUUGGCAAAAAUAUGACCCAGUAUUUGCACAAAAUAUUAAAUUUGUUCUACAUCAAGCGUAGUCAGAUUUUAGAGACACUCUUGCGUUAUAAACCUCAUGUUAAUAUUUAUGAUAAUAAUGGCAAAACAGUUUUGCACUAUGUUGCAGAAAUUGAUAAACCAUUUGGUGAUGACAAAAAGGCUGAAGUAGCUACAGUAUUACUUGACAACGGAGCAGAUGUUAAUGCUAGAAAUAAAACAGGCUUAACUCCUCUUCACAUAGCACUUAAAAAAGGGUACGUAGAUUUAGUUGAGGUCUUGUUAAAGUACAAUGUGGAUCCAAAUAUAGCAGAGUAUGAAAAUUUUUGUACUGCAUUACAUCUGGCAACCUUUAAUGACUUUCUGGCACCAAAAUCGGAAGAAAUCGUUAGUGCUCUGAUAUCUAAAGGAGCAGACGUGGAUCGCAGACAGUUGGAUGGCAAAACUUCACUUCACAUAGCAGCUUCUACUCGCUUUUCAACUAGCAGAUUGAUUCCUCUGCUGGAGGUGGAUUGUGAUAUUGACUGUCAAGACUCCAAGGGCAAAACUGCUUUGCAUAUGGCCUGUUUGAAUAGAAAUCCAGACAAUGUUCAGAACCUAUUAAGGCAUGGAGCUGACUUUAAUAUCACUGAUAGAUAUGGUAGAACAGCAUUCUUUUAUUUUUAUGAAUACCAAAUAGAGGUGCUGGAGUGCAGGCGAACUAUCUACAAUUUUCAUCAGAUAUACUAUAUAUUCAAGGACCAUAUCAGGCGACUCAAGUCUAUAGAUUUCUAUGUCAGCUGGGAGAACAUGUCAUACUAUAUGAAGUUGAAAGAUUUGCACAGACAGCAACAAGUUAACAAUGUUGAAAACGAUAUUUUGUUAAAAUGCGAGUAUGAAGUAAAAAAAAUGAAGAGUAUCAAGUUAAAUAGCUAUUCUACUCUUUAUGACAUUCUCUUCAAAGAUCCUAAUGAAAUGGCAUUAUAUGUAGAAAAUGAGAAUUUUAAAAAUAUUGUACAAGCAAGUAACUUUAAAAGUGAAUUUCCACAGUAUAGAUAUUUAUUAGAAUUACAACUGAGAAAAGGUAAAACAAGAAGUGAACUGAUGAAUCCUGCAAAGGAAGCUUUGGAGUUUAUAUUAGGCGUCAGUUUACCUGAUGCAUGUUCAGAGAGGAUUUUUAGGUAUCUCUGCAACAGAAAUUUAAAGGAUCUGAUAAAAGCACAAAAUUCUCAUAAUUAGAGCCACGUGCUUAAAAGCUUUUUUGUGAUUAACUGUUUUGUUUCAGAGUUAAAAUGUUACUAUUUUGGCUGUAUUAUACGUGAAAAAUUAAUUAAUUAAUUUUAUGUUUAACAUUGAAUGUAGUACAAAAUAAAUGUAACAGAUAAAAAUCUAUUUUUUGUAUAAAACAUAAAUUAAGCAUUUAUUAUUUAAAAAA